Molecule: messenger RNA, 6756 nt
Organism: Procambarus clarkii (red swamp crayfish)
Lineage: Eukaryota; Metazoa; Arthropoda; Malacostraca; Decapoda; Cambaridae
Gene: DCX-EMAP
Product: Doublecortin-domain-containing echinoderm-microtubule-associated protein
Biological process (GO): intracellular signal transduction; microtubule cytoskeleton organization
Cellular component (GO): mitotic spindle
Molecular function (GO): microtubule binding
Source: RefSeq, a predicted model, not a curated record
CAUUUUUAGCGUCUAGCAAACAACUAUUGAGCGACUGAACGUGCAGGGAGACCAGCCAAUCACAUUACAGUAUUGGACAGAGCCCACAAUGAGAAGGAACGACCAUGGAGAUGCAAACAUUGAAGGGCUGAUCCCAAGGAUCAAGUGAUUUGGAAACGUUGUUGUUUGUGGCGGGUUGAACUGAUUCAGGAAGUUUCCACAUUAUGACUAAGGCAAUGAAGGGGGAGAGAGACUCACAGAGGAGCAUCAGAGAACGUUUAUAACUCUCCUGGGAAGCGAUCUGAUUCUCUACUCGACGAACUACGACUCCUUACCAAGUCAGCGAUGGGUCCCUCUCAGGAGAAGGGAGAGUAUGUGGUGUCCGGACCCCAAGGCACCGACCUCUACAACGACCGCCAGGUGGCUCUGCCUCCGCUCUCCAACCCUCCCGUCAACGGUGGUGACGUCAUGCAGCCCUCCCAGCAUGGUGGGUCCCUCCGUCGGCGUCGACAGCGGGCCAAGUCGGUGCUGUACCCUUACAUCCACGGCCAGACCCGCGGUGGAGAGACGGCUGUGGCUUCAAGGCCGGCCUCAAGGGUCAGCUCUCCUGGCGCCGUCUCUGUCAAGUCUAAGGACGACUCCAGGAUUCACUACGAGUACGAACUCAACAUUGAGGACGCUGAGGACGCCAGGCCCAAGCUGCCCCCGUACGACAGGUAUAGGGCCCGGAAGGUGCGCUUCUACAGGAACGGGGACAGGUAUUAUCCCGGGUACGAGUUCGUCUUCAAGCCCGGACGCGACGUGGUCAACAUGGAGGCCCUCUGCGACAAGAUCUCCGACAGAAUAGGACUGAUCAACGGGGCGCGCUACGUCUUCGGGUUGGACGGUCGUCGACGGUACAGGAUCGAGGAGCUGGAGGACGGGGAGUCGUACGUCGCGGCCUCCGACAGGAAAUUUGUGACUCUCCCGUACGGCCUACUCAGUAAACCCGAGAAGUGGGCCCAGCAGUCCGGCAGCUCCAGCCCUGUCCACGCCCAACCGAAUCUGCCAUAUGGACGACACCGUCCUGAUUGGAACCAGAACGCCUUAGUGAGUGUGGUGGGGACGGGCGGGGGAGGCGAACCGGGCCGUGCUGGCUCCCCCGUCGUCAGAGAAGUCUCCAAGAAGAGCUCCGCUGAGAGCAGCAAGUCCGGUAACAACAGCAAGCCGGGCUCCAGGGAGGGACGCACUAUCAAGAUCAUCAACAACAUUGACCACAACCAAGAGAGAACAGUGUUGGUCAACAUGAAGACGAUUAACCUGUGGGAGGAGGUGGUGAAGGACCUGGGCAAGAUGUUCAAGAUGAGCGGCCAGCUCCACCUCUUCACCACCUGGGGCCAAGAGGUGAAGAGCUUCUCGCAGUUCAAAAACGACUUCGCCAACGUGGACACCUUCUACGUGAGCCUCAAUAACGCCGGGAUCCCCAACAAGCCGCACAACGCCUCUUCUUCCACCGGUGUAGCGCCCGAGACCGCCGGUGGGGGCCACAGGAGGACCCUCAGCAGUGACGAGGACAAGAAAACAGCCAGAGCGGACCGUCGAACAACUAAGACUGCUAAACGACCUCCCCUCAGACGGUACACGAGCGAGCCCACGCUCAAGGAGUCAGGAGAGGAGAGCGAGGCGGAGGAGGUGACGGACGGACGCUCUGCCGUCGUCACCAUCAAGGGCCAGCGGAGGGUACUGCACGCCCCGAGGAACCCCGUCUCCUACGUGCCGGCUCCUCCUCGGGCACAGCUGCAGCUCGACUGGGUUUACGGGUACCGGGGCAGCGACACCAAGAGGAACCUGUGGGUCCUGCCCUCUGGGGAACUGCUCUACUAUGUAGCGGCCGUGGCUGUCAUCCUGGACCGCACUGACGACGUCCAGAGACACUACACCGAGCACUCGGAAGACAUUCAGUGCAUGGCGCUCCACCCAUCGCGGGACCUGGUAGCCUCUGGCCAGCGGGCGUCCCGGGGCAACCGCUCCUCUGCCCACGUCAGGGUGUGGCACGCCCGCACCCUCGCCACCCUUCACGUCCUGGGCAAGAAGGAACUCGGGGCGGGCAUCCUAGCUGUUGCUUUCUCCACCAGGAACAACGGAGACUUCCUGCUGGCGGUGGACGCCGACAAGGAGCACCUACUCUCCGUCUGGACGUGGGAGAACGAGAAGGUCUUCGGCAAGGUGGCGACUCACCAAGACCACGUGUUCGGUGCCGCCUUCCACCCGUUCGACAACAAUCUGAUCGUCACCUACGGACGGGGUAUCCUCUCUCUCUGGGCCAGGAGGAAGGAUGGCAUCUUCAUACGCUCCGACCUUGUCCAGGAGAGCUCUGGCAGGACGAUAACUACGCUGGAGUUCACUCCAUCAGGCGACCUCAUCACCGGGGACCACGAAGGCGUCCUCACCGUCUGGAGCGUCGACGCCGAAGGAGACUACUUCGUCAAGAAAGAGUUCCAGGCCCACAAGAGCGCCAUCAACAGCCUUAAGCUACUGAGCGAAGGAACUGUGCUCUCGGGCGGCGACAAGGACCGGAGGAUCAUCGCGUGGGAUUGUGAGGAGGACUUCGAGAAGAUCACAGAGACAAAGCUACCGGAUCAAGCAGGGGGCAUCAGGACCCUGUACCCUCAGCGGCCGGGCCACCACGACGGUAACAUCUACGUCGGGACCACCAAGAACAUGAUCCUGGAGGGCUCUCUACAACGACGCUUCAACCAGGUGGUGUUUGGACACAGCAAGCAGCUGUGGGGGCUGGCAGUGAACCACAUGGAUGGCACCGUCGCCACCGCCGGCUACGACAAAAACAUCAUUAAAUGGAGAGACUUCCAACUGGAAUGGCGCAUUCAGGCCCAGAGCGAGUGUGUGAGCGUGGCGGUGCAUCCCCAGGGCACCAGGAUAUCAGCAGGCACCAUCGACGGUCACUUGGUGGUGGUGAACGGUCUCACUGGCCAGCACGUCACCACCCUCCGGGUCUGUGGCUCCCCGAUAUCCUGUCUGGCGUACAACCCUGGCGGGGAGCUGCUGGCGGUGGGGUCGCAGAACGGCUCUGUGUACCUGUACAGGAGCACCAAGGACGGCUUCGUGUACACCCGCUGCGGGAAGAUGACGGGCACCCAGCCGCUCUCUGCGGUCGACUGGAGUACCUCGGGGCGCUAUCUUCAGAGCGUCUCCACUGAAUACGACGUUAUAUUUUGGAGCCUGGCUGAGCUGACCAGGGUCAAGAACACCCAGGAGGUGCGGAACGAGACGUGGGCGACGCAGACCUGUCCCCUGGGCUUCAUGGUGCACGGUAUAUGGAGCGGGAGUAAGGAGGCAGCUACCCAGGUCACAGUGGACCGUGGCCCCCGGGGGGACGUACUGGCUGUCGGAGACUCUGACGGCUACAUCAAGCUCUACAGGUACCCGGUGCUCAGCACGAAAGCUGGCUACCAGGAGUACAAGGUGUACACCUCGUACGUGUCGUCGGUGAGGUUCUCCCACACCGACAACUACCUGUACACCAUAGGAGGCACUGACGCCGCGCUCAUGCGCUGGAGGAUCACCUAGUCGUAGAUGUGUCUGCUGCUGCUGGUGUCUGCUGCACGGUCGUCCCCCACAGUGCUAGCCUCGUCAUACAGUGCCAGCCUCGUCGUACAGUGCUAGCCUCGUCCCACACAGUGCCGGCCUCGUCGUACAGUGCCAGCCUCGUCAUACGGUGCCAGCCUCGUCCCACAGUGCCAGUCUCGUCCCACACAGUGCCAGCCUCGUCCCCUAGUGCCAGCCUCGUCCCCCACAGUGCCAGCCUCGUCAUACAGUGCUAGCCUCGUCCCACACAGUGCCAGCCUCGUCCCCCACAGUGCUAGCCUCGUCCCCCACAGUGCCAGCCUCGUCAUACAGUGCCAGCCUCGUCAUACAGUGCCAGCCUCGUCCCACAGUGCCAGCCUCGUCCCAUACAGUGCCAGCCUCGUCCCCACAGUGCCAGCCUCGUCCCCACAGUGCCAGCCUCGUCCCCCACAGUGCCAGCCUCGUCAUACAGUGCCUGCCUCGUCAUACAGUGCCAGCCUCGUCAUACAGUGCCAGCCUCGUCCCACACAGUGCCAGCCUCGUCCCCCACAGUGCCAGCCUCGUCCCCCACAGUGCCAGCCUCGUCCCACACAGUGCCAGCCUCGUCCCCACAGUGCCAGCCUCGUCCCCACAGUGCCAACCUCGUCGCUCUAGUGCUGCCUGUUUUUGAUAACUCCAUCGGGGGGAGGGAGACUUCGUUUUAAAAUUUCCAGAGUUCCCACUUUUCUCCUGAUCAGAGAGAGGAUGGCCGAGCUCAGUGAUAUUGCUGGUAACAUCACAGGCGUAGAGCGUAAUGGAGAAGCCAUGCCAAAUCUUUGGAUUUUAACUAAAUUGUUAGACUUUUACCUCAUGGCAGACGUAAUCAAUAGUUAAGUGAUGAGCUACAGUUGUUCAUUAAAGCAUUAUGUGCUGUAAUGUUGCAACUGCAGAAAACCAAUUGCUAAGUAUUUGAGAGGGGCUAGCGAUUUUGAGCAAGCGAACAUUUACAUUUUUAUUUAUAUAGAUUAAUGAGUGUGUGUGUCAGUGUCUUGGAUAUGGAUCAGGUGUACUAAGUCUUCGUGUUAAAUUAGGAUUGAGUGACUGUGUAAUAUACUGGCAAGUCUUAGUGUGUGACAUGUGUAAUGAGUGCAAGUGUAUAAUCUGAGAUAGUUUUAGGUGUACUUUUUGUGUAAUAAGUGUAAGUGCAUUGAGGUGAGCUUCUGUGAUAUAUUGUAUAACUAAACUGAUACUACACAGCCCCACUGCUACACCCACUCAUCUUAUUUUGUAAUUGUACUAUUAAGAACUGAUCUAUAAGAGGUGACUGAGGUUGUAGGCCUGACACUAGGAGCUAGCAGUGUCCCCCGGGAGGAAGGAGCGGCCUAUUGCCCCUCCUUUGCGGAUUCCGUUAACGACCUCAUAAUACAACGGGUCCCAUGAAGUACUAAAACUACAGUGGCGAUGAAGGUACUGGUAACCUGACCGGUCCUGGUAGAGAGCCAGUCUGAACAAUGAAAACAAUGAUAUCAAAUAUGAUGAAAAUAAUUAAGGCCAACGGGAAAAUUUAUAAUAUUGUCGUAUAUAGAAGCAUUGAUAUCAGCUUCGUCAUUUAUGCAUCUAUUGUUUGGCAACACAUUUGCUUUACCAACGUUUGAUUACGUGGAGAGGUCAGCCACACACACCAGUGCGUGCCAGUAUUCAUCAUGACGCCUCGUGCUGGGGGGAGAGGUCAGUGGAAGAAGGUACACGGUGCUCAUCACAUGAGCUCCUUGGCUUGAGUAGGAGAACCCGGCUUGGUGCCUUCUUUUGAUAGUUACUUAAGUCGGAGAAGAGUUAGCUAGUUAGAUAUUUAGUAAAGAGUAGCUUAUAUUCAUGACUUGCUGGCAAGACAUGAUAGUCAUGCGAGGGGACUUAAGUUAGGAUUGUAUUGUGGAGUCAAAUAGGAGAGGCGCGGCUGGGGGGUGUUCUUGCUGAACAAUUCUCACUGCCUGACGACCUGUGGCACUCCUGGCGGCACUCCGUCCACAACACCUACAUGUUGUCUAGUUACCUGUGACAAUUUUGUCAAUUCCCGUCUGCAUGCCAUCCUCCCCACCCCACCCCAGCGACCUUUGACAUCCCUGCGGGUACCCAGCUUACACGGGGGAGGGGGGAGUUACAUUAAUGAAGUCCUCCAUCUGCUGGUUCUGUAACCCAUGCUCCUGAGACCCUCGCGGCGCUACUGGUCGACACGUCUUCACUACACACUUCUUCAGUUGUGUGAUACUACAUAGUCUCCCCGGCUUCGAGCCUUCUUUUGAUAAUUAAUUCAAUUAUGUGUUUCAUAUUUCACAUCAGCGUGGAAUAAUUUCUCUAAAUGAGGAUGUCUGUCCAAGGUUGGAGAGGGGAUACUUGGUGGUCAAGCUUCGCCUAAUAUUGCAGGGUGACUGGUGGGUGUUGGGGACGGUCAUAUUGGGGGUCAGGGUCAGUACCCAUGCUCCCUCUAGAAGGGCAUCGGGGUUGACCAUCAUGCGGCCCUUGAAGACGUGCCAAACCGCGUGUUCUGAUGAGAGAUGUACAAUCUGGGGAGCCCAACACUUUAAUGGCACAUUUUGGGGUCCACCACACAUCGGUAUCCAUGGUCAAACUUGUGGAGAACACAGAGCCACGGGUUUCCGCUAAAUCUAACUAAACCUUUCUGGGUGACGGAUGAGGGUAUUUGGAUAUUUUCUAAGUGGUCGGGGUCGGCCCCGUUGCAUGGACCUGAUGAAAAUGAGGCAGAUUUGCAUUCUAGGGCUCCCAACACUUAUAGUGUAGUAUUUGUUUGGGUCGACCCUGGCACCACAUCAAAUGUAUAUAUAUAUAAUAAAUAUUUAUACAGUGGUUGGUAGGGUAUUUGCCGCUUGUUAUUGUCAAAAGCAAGUUACCAAAUCCCGUGAAUUGCCACUAGCAGUGUAAGAUGUGAAACAUUUGUAAAAUAUUUUAAAAGUUAUAUAUUUCUAGUACAAAUCCAUAAUGAUCGUAUAUACUUCAAUAUAUAUAUAUAUAUAUAUAGUUUGUAUGCUACAACAUUUGUAGCUUUCAGAAGCACAUCGCCUCCUGCAUGUAAUAUACUGCACCUCUUGUAUAUCGUUAUUUAUGUAUAUUAUAUAAUGAAAUCCACAAUAGCAUCUUGAGGUUAUCUUGAGAUGAUUUCGGGGCUUUAGUGUCCCCGCGGCCCGGUCCUCGACCAGGCCUCCACCCCCAGGAAGCAGA